Siniperca chuatsi (mandarin fish) is the source of this 3279-nucleotide messenger RNA. RefSeq lists its product as uncharacterized. Gene Ontology annotation, cellular component: mediator complex. The coding region runs from base 225 to 2606 and encodes 793 amino acids. The record is from RefSeq and is a predicted model, not a curated record. NCBI's taxonomy places the organism in Eukaryota, Metazoa, Chordata, Actinopteri, Centrarchiformes, Sinipercidae. Gene Ontology annotation, molecular function: DNA binding; transcription coregulator activity. The transcript is spliced from 11 exons. Gene Ontology annotation, biological process: positive regulation of transcription by RNA polymerase II.
UUCUUUGGUGGUUUGCGGAUCACACCGGAGUUAACGUCAACACAGCCAUUUUCUUGCAGAUAAAAACAACACAUUUAGCUAGCUUUUGGUUACAUCUGGUAAUAAAUAGGAUUUUAUUCUAAAAUUACAAACGGCUAUAUUGUGGUCUUUUGGUGUGGUUAUCCUCGCUUUAGCUAACGUUAGCCGCGGUAGCCUGGCGCGCGUCGUGGACGAAGGUUGACAAAAUGUCAAGACCACGGUCCCGAUCACCACGUUACAGGAGGUUCCCAUGGGAGGAACCCGACUUCGAUCCAUACAAAGUCCUUGCAGAACUUGACGGGAAUCCGUUGGAGAGGAGACACCGCUCCAGAGAAGCUCCUGAAGAACACUGGGACUACUUCAGGGAAGACAUGUACCCAGAAGACCAGAGGAGAUCCCCUCCUUUUCCAGAUGACCGUCAGUCUGGGCAUCAACGUCAUCCAAACCAGGAGGAGUUUUACCGCAGGAGGCCAUCACCAAAUCAUGAUGUGAUUGGAUAUGAUGACCGGAGGCUUUCCCCACGGCGUGAUGGAGGAGGAGACGGAGAUAGACGCAGAGGAGGGUUUAGACAACACUUCCAGAGUUUUGAAAUCAGGGGGAGGUCGCCCCACUCACCUCCGAGGCUGAUGAGGGAAAGAUUGCCGGGGACACCGAGGUCUCGCUCAGAUUCUCAACAGAGAGAGCCGGGGACGGGCUGGAGGAGAGAGGAGCAGGGCAGAGGUCGAGGGAGGUUCAGAGACCUCAGUCCCAGUGCGAGGUCAGAUGACCAAAGAGGGGGAGCAGGUAGGGAAAGAGGAAGGAGGAACAUACAGGGUCCCAAUAGAGACAGACAAAGGGAGGAUUCACAUCAACAGAGGAACCCCCUCGUCAAAAGGCAAAGAAGAGAAAUGGAUGACGCCAGUCACCUUGGGUACAGAAAUGAGGAGGACUUAUGGCAACAGCGUUACUCAAUGGACACACCCAGAGAUGGGUUUGGAGGAGACACUCAGGGGAGCCUCCCCCAUGGAGACAUUCGGCACUCGGGACCACUCAUCAUUGAACAUGAUCAUGGCAUCACAGACAGCAGAGAACCAUCGCGGUGGGAACAAUUGGGCGACCGCGGAGAUCUUGACUCUGACUUUGAACGACAGAGGAGUCCACGUCCAAUGGGCUCCUCUCAGGAGCGUUUCAAGACGUCAAUGGGCUCCUCUCAGGAGCGUUUCAAGACGUCAAUGGGCUCCUCUCAGGAGCGUUUCAAGACGUCAAUGGGCUCCUCUCAGGAGCGUUUCAAGACGUCAAUGGGCUCCUCUCAGGAGCGUUUCAAGACGUCAGACAGCAGGUUGGAUGAUCGGGAAGAUGCAAGAGAACGCCAUUGUCAAGAUAAUUGGCGAGACUCCAACUAUCAUGAAGCAAGGAGGAGCCCUACACCACAAGAUAGACCAAAUCCCGUAAGAUAUGGUAAUCGAGAUGGUCCCGUGAACCACAGGGGGAGGGGCGGUCCUCGGCCAGCGAGAGGGCAGGCCAGUCGCAGCCAAGGUGGAAGAACUGGACCGCCUAGGAAUCAACUGCGCUUACAGCAGUCCUCCCAGGGAUACCAAGAUCUUCCUCAUGAAGAGCAAAGGCCGGGGUACCGACCCUUCAGGGAAGAUAGUUACGAGAAUCCCAUCGAAGGGGAGCCUGACUGGGCAGAAAAAGACAGACUUCAACAGUGGAAACGUGACAGGCCUGGAAGUCUGGACCGACACCUACCGAGGGUUGACUUGGACCCUAAAAUGCCCCGUCAGAGGGUGCGCGGAUGGAACGAUCAGAAAAACAAUAACAUGACCGUUGUAACGGAGGAAACGCUAACCAUCAAAGUGGACAUGAGCCGCCCCGUAAACCAAAACAGCUCGCUGUGCUACUCCUCAGACAGGCAGCUCUCUUUAGACCUGGUCAACGUGGGUCGCCAGCGUCUGGACUUCCUGCCCAUGCUGGAGCACUCUGGGACGUACCGGGAGACCGCCGUGCACACUGGGACUUUUGCCCAGGAAAUCAUCACACUGGUGCACCAUGUCAAAGAGCAGUAUUUCAGAGAUGAUGGGGUCACCCUGAAUGAGCGUUUCUCAGCUCCCCAAAAAGGCGGCUGUUCUGACGACGAGAUGGAGGAGCUAACGUUGGAUGAGAGGUUCAGUUCAACCCGAGGUUUCAGCUUAAAUAUGAACUCGCUGCUUGAUGACGACGAGCCUCUGUUCUCCAGACUGGCACCCUUGCAGCCGGUGCGAGGCCCGGGGGACCUGAGGCACGACCUGGAGAGGAGGAGACAGGAGAGGCUGGAGGGGGUUAAAGUCACAAUAUCAGGGAACAUUAUGUCACAGCGCCCCCUUGGCUCAGUCAGCCCACCGGAUAUAGAGUACAGUGACAAGGACGAACUGGCUCAGAUGGAGGACGAAGAAUUCUCCAACUGGCCAGAGCAGCAAAGCAGGAGGCGAGAAGGCAACAUGGGACCAAGGAGAGAAGCUUCCUACAGGCCGAACACCGGCGCCCAACGCAGGAGCAAUCGCUUCGGCAACCGGCUUGGACCAAUGAAGCGACAGAACAUCCACAACAACCCUGCAGGUCCUAACUGGUGAUCGGACACUGGAAAGGUAUUCUGUUUGGAUGCUGCUGGUUUGUUGAUGACUUUUUUUUUUUAACUGCUUGUAAAAACCAGCCAAUUAAAAGCAAGUAUUCUGUCCUUGUCUCUGGACGAAUUGUGCCCGUGUUGAUUUCGAUCAACAGCACAAUGUUCUAUCAAACUGUGAGCAAGUCUCUGCUCUGUUGGUGUUUACCAGCGAGGGCGGACGUGGUUCACAUUCUGUAACUUACAUCCACUCCUGUUUUUGUCCUUCCAUCUUUGUGAAUUUGUGUCUUUCUGCUAUUAAUGUCUAUAAUUUCACACUUUCUCUUGGUCUCAUGUAGAUGUAGUGUAGUCUUGAUUUAAAACAACAUUUUAAAUUUUUUAAAAUAAAACUGUUGCCGGACAAUGUUGGUUUGAACGUCUACAGCUGCAUCGUUGGAGAUCUCGCCGAAGCAGAGAUGUUUAAGUUAUUAAAAUUCGCUACGCUCGUGUGAAGUUACGGGACUUUAAAUGGUCGUGAUUGUACAAUCAUACAUUCUGUUGUUAAAGAACAUAGAUGUUAUGUUAUCCAGAUUCCUGCUGUUUCAGUUUUAUCAAGUCUGUACAGUUCAUUAUUACGUUAACCUGGCCUUCCUACUGGCAACACGUGACAGUGUUUCUGAACAAAUAAAAUAUGUCUUUUUGAA